Molecule: messenger RNA, 2305 nt
Organism: Cottoperca gobio
Lineage: Eukaryota; Metazoa; Chordata; Actinopteri; Perciformes; Bovichtidae
Gene: fdft1
Product: farnesyl-diphosphate farnesyltransferase 1
Exons: 7
Coding region: 1-1371 (456 amino acids)
Biological process (GO): cholesterol biosynthetic process; farnesyl diphosphate metabolic process
Cellular component (GO): endoplasmic reticulum membrane
Molecular function (GO): squalene synthase [NAD(P)H] activity
Source: RefSeq, a predicted model, not a curated record
AUGGCCGGAGCUUGCUGCAAGUAUCCAGUCUCUCUGUCCGUGUUCAAGCGCUCUCUGUCGGUGGCGCCGCGGGGCUGCGGGUCCGCUCCUCGGUCCCUCCUACCGUGCUGGAGGGUAGGGGAGCGGGCCCUGCAGGAGGCCGCCCGACCUUCCAGUGCACUCAGACCCGCAUGCUUUUACCGACACACGGCCUCCUUGUGUCUCUCCUACCAGGAGUCCAUGAGUGACAGUCUGCGGACCUGCUAUCUGUAUCUGAACCAAACCAGCCGGAGUUUUGCAGCCGUGAUUCAAGCGCUGGACGGAGAGUUGAGACAUGCAGUUUGUAUAUUCUACCUGGUGCUGCGAGCGCUUGACACGGUGGAGGACGACAUGACGAUCCCUCUGGACAAGAAGGUUCCCAUGCUGAAUGAUUUCCACACCUACCUGUACCAGGAUGAUUGGUGCUUCACCGAGAGCCAUGAGAAGGACCGACAGGUUCUGGCGGAUUUCCCCACGAUAUCUUUGGAAUUCAGAAACCUCGCUAAGGAAUACAGAGACGUCAUCUCAGAUAUCUGCCACCGUAUGGGAGUAGGAAUGGCUGAAUUCCUGGAAAAGAAAGUGGGAACAAUGAAGGAGUGGGACCUGUAUUGCCAUUACGUGGCGGGGCUGGUCGGUAUCGGUCUCUCUCAGCUGUUCUCUGCGUCCCUGCUGGAAGACCCGGAGGUGGGGAGCGACACCGAGCUGGCGAACUCCAUGGGCCUGUUCCUCCAGAAGACUAACAUCAUCCGAGACUAUCUAGAGGACAUGCACGAGGCACGGGUCUUCUGGCCACAAGAGGCUUGGAGUCAGUUUGCAGGUCGUCUGGAGGACUUGGCCCAGCCCGAGAAGCUGGAGUCGGCUCUCUCCUGCCUCAACCUACUGGUCACUGAUGCUCUGCGACACGUCCCGGAUGUUAUCGCCUACCUGUCCCGCCUGCGCAACCAGACCGUCUUCAACUUCUGUGCCAUUCCACAGGUGAUGGCAAUAGCUACACUGUUGGCAUGCUACAACAACCCCAUGGUGUUCCAGGGAGUGGUGAAGAUCAGAAAGGGACAGGCGGUCACGCUCAUGAUGGAAGCCACCAGCAUGAGAGCCGUGCAGACCAUCAUCGCCCAGUACAGCCAGGAGAUUUUACAGAAGGUCUCCCACACGGACCCGUCUAGGGACAAGACCCUGUGCAUACUGGCCCUAAUCCGAGAGAAGUCCGCCCUGUCCCAGAGCAACCUCCCCACCAGGACCCCCCACCUGUCGCCCAUGUACCUGUCGGCUGCCAUGCUGCUCGCCGCUCUCAGCUGGCAGUACCUCAGCACCACUGAAGCACAGAAACAGGUCACCGGCGACAUGCAGGGAUAGUGAACCCCAUUUAUCCUCACCUUACCCGGGGUCCAGAGACUCAGAAAGCCCCUUUUGCCCACUCUGGCGGUCCGGUUCUCCUGUGAGGAAUCUUUCCUACUUUGCCCUCAUUGCAGCUUUUUACAGAAAACAUGGACAUAUUUAGACUAAGGAGGGGUUCUGGUCGGAGGGUGGUCUCUUUAGGCUGGUUGAUGGUGUUUCUAGUAGUCCAUCCUGCAUCUGAACUAAUUAUUUACACACGUUGUGUAGUUAUAUUCACCAGCAUAAAUGGCACAUUGAAACAAUUCAAGCGUUUUGUUGUUUGAUGAUUAUGUUAAGUGUGUUAUUUUUGUUUAAUUUGUAACAUUUUGACCCUUUUUUGAAUUAAGUGAAAUUAUUCAGCAUAUUUGAACAGACAGAAAACAGUAGUUUCAUUUUCCCCAUUAAGUGGUGAUAUGCCAUUACUUGACUCUUUAGGAUUCGAGGGAACCGUCACCAAACUCCAUUAAGUCUUUUUGUGUCAACUCUUAGUUUUAAAAAAUGUUUCAUGUCCAAUGAAAUGUAGUUUAAUAUUCCACUUGUUAUGUUGUCAUAAGGUGAGGUGCAGGGUAACAUGGUCAAACGUGAGGUUUGCUUGAAAAAUAGGAAGAGUUUUAUUUUUCAGCCUUCAUAAAAAAGAAAAGAAACAAAGAAACAAAACGUUCUUCAGUCGGCUCCCAACAGAACUGGUGCUGCUCUUUCAACAAAUCUCCCCUCAUUCCAGUCACAUAGCAAUAGAGCCCGCCUUCCCAGUUCAAACUGGCCAAUCAGGUCAGUACUCUAGAAUAGAGAGUUGACAAGGUUGAAACAAAUAUGCAUUGCUUUUCUUAACUUAAUUUAUACCAACAAGGCCUCAAUUCAUUCUUCAACAUGUUAACAUAAAUACAGUAGCUUCAAAAUAAACACAUUAUUAGUA